GGAAGCCUUGGCCGCGCUGCCGUUACCCCUAGCCCGUUCGGGAAGCCGCCCUCCCGCGUGCCGGGCUAGGCAGGUGCCCGAGCGCAGGGCAGUGGCGGGGCCCCUGGGCCCGCCGUUCCCGGGGUUUCUGGACCCUGCGUGCGGGGUGUUGGCGAGCCGGCACCACCUGCUGGGGGUGGUGGGUAGGCGUCAGGGAGGCGCUCGGCUUCCUCCGUUACAGUCCACAGAGGAGUCGAGUAAUUGGAAAAGAUGCCCGAUUCUGCUCUUUCAUCGACGCCUCCGUAACUGAGUCCCAACAGGGACGUGCCCUUGGCUCACUUGUGACCUAUUCUUACAUCAGUAUGGCUCCUAUAAUGUGGCCCAACUUUCCAGAAAGGGGCAGAGAUCCUGUAUUGCAGGAAAAUACACGAUGCUAGAAAUAAGGCUGACGGCAGGGGCUUGCCAAGCUGGGCUGUUGACAUUUUGAGGAACACCGGUCUGUGUUGCCGGGGGCGCUAUUCUUCGCGCGGGAGGAUGUUUCCCAAAGUCCCUGGCCUCCACCUACUAGAUGCGGGUAGCUCCACAAUUCAAGUGACAACAAAAACUGUCUCCAGGCAUUGCCACAUGUGCCACGGGGGAUAAAAACCGUCCCGGGCUGAGACACCUUGUCCAGAAAGGCGUCCAUCAUGGUCGCGGCAGGAAUGUGGAAGUAACCCUGAGUGUCCUGUGGCAGCGCAGUGGGUGCUGAGUUGCUAUGAUCCAACCAUUAAGGACGCCGGCAUCGAAGACAUGCUGUGAAAUAUGCCGAUCUGGGAUACGUAAACAAAACAUUGUGAUUUCUCCUGUCUACGCGUGGAUAAGGACUGGAGAGGAAUACGCAGAAAUAACAAUGAUUAAGGGAUGCCUGGAGAGAAUGAGAAAGAGCCGGGACAGGCUUCUGAGCAGAUACCGCCAGGUGGGAGGCAAUGAGCCAGGGAGCGUUCAGAGCAGCCUCCUAGUGCAAGAAGUGAUGGAAGAGGAGUGGAGUGCGUUGCAGUCGGUGGAGGGCUGUCCAGAGGGCUUGGCUCAGCUGGAGGAGCCCAUGGACCUGGCUGUGCUCGAGGAAAUCCAGCGGGAGCUGGCCGAGCAAGAACGGAGCAUCAUCAGCGAGUAUGAGAAGAGCUUGCACUUCGAUGAGCGGUGUCUCAGCGUCAUCCUGGCCGAAUGGGAAGCCAACCCCGUCAUCUGUCCUGUGUGCACAAAGUGCAACCUGAGGGUAUCGAGUGGCGUGGUCACCUGUCCGUGUGGCCUGUACCUCUCCUCUCAGUCUCCGGAGCUGACAGAGCAAAAGCUUCGUGCCUGCAUAGAGGACAGCGUGAACGAGCACAGCGCGCACUGUCCCCACACGCCUGCGUUUUCCGUCACAGGGGGGACGGGAGCAGAGCCCGCUCUUCUCAUGAGCUGCCGGGCUUGUGACACUUGGACGGCGAUCCUCUAGAAGCAGCCUGGGCUCCCCGUGCUGGGGUGGAGCCCGCUCGCUCCGUGGGACAAAAGGACUUGUAAAUACAGACCUUUAAUUUAUAACUUAUUUUGUAUUAAAAUUUUUCGAAAGUGUC
Suricata suricatta (meerkat) is the source of this 1574-nucleotide messenger RNA. RefSeq names its product RPA interacting protein (gene RPAIN). The transcript has 7 exons. NCBI's taxonomy places the organism in Eukaryota, Metazoa, Chordata, Mammalia, Carnivora, Herpestidae. Gene Ontology annotation, cellular component: PML body; nucleus. The record is from RefSeq and is a predicted model, not a curated record. Gene Ontology annotation, biological process: protein import into nucleus. Bases 734 to 1456 code for a protein of 240 amino acids.